AUGAUCGCGGAUAGCGAUACGGGAGAAAAGCAUAAGAUUGAUCCGUGGAUCUUCUAUCAAGCUAAAAUCCCUCUGCCAAGAAGGAUCUAUGAUCUCUAUGUUGUCCACGACGUCGGUCUGUCAGACAAAAUGAUUAGAAGUACCCCCGAUCCUGCCUACUUUUGUACCAAUUAUAAUGGAUUUUAUGAGAAAG
Messenger RNA from Amoebophrya sp. A25, 193 nucleotides. NCBI's taxonomy places the organism in Eukaryota, Dinophyceae, Syndiniales, Amoebophryaceae. The record is from the annotation of a GenBank genome assembly.